This is a messenger RNA of Pieris brassicae (large cabbage white), 1276 nucleotides long. RefSeq names its product UDP-glucosyltransferase 2-like. The coding region runs from base 332 to 1144 and encodes 270 amino acids. The record is from RefSeq and is a predicted model, not a curated record. The transcript is spliced from 5 exons. NCBI's taxonomy places the organism in Eukaryota, Metazoa, Arthropoda, Insecta, Lepidoptera, Pieridae. Gene Ontology annotation, molecular function: UDP-glycosyltransferase activity.
AAUAUGAAUACGUUACUUUAGUUUUGCCGCAGUCUUUGAUUGUCCUUACAUAUGGUUCUCGUCUCUCGAGCCUCAUUGGAUGGUUUUGAGACUGAUUGAUGAAAUGCCGAAUCCUGCUUUUGUAUCAGAUAGCUCAUCGAAUAAUGCUCCACCCCUGUCUUUCAAAGAGAGAAUAGAAGAACUUAUUAGCCAAUUACACUGACUGUGGUUGUAUUAUUUAUACAUUGAACCAAGAGAAAACCAAUAUUAUGAGACUUAUCUGGUACCUCAUAUACGUAACAAGAGUAAACCCGUGCCCUCUCUCAGUGAGUUGAAAAUAAAUGCAUCACUUAUGUUGGGCAAUUCUCAUGUCUCCCUCGGUAGUGCUACCAGGUUGCCACAGAAUUAUAUACCAAUUGGAGGAUAUCACAUAGAAAAUGAUGUGAAACCGCUGCCUAAAGAUCUACAAAUGAUAAUGGAUAGUGCAGAUCACGGUGUGAUAUAUUUUAGCAUGGGGUCUAACUUGAGAAGCGAGGACCUCCCUGAAAGUGUGACAAGAGGAAUUCUGGAAGUGUUCGGUGGACUCAAGCAGACUGUCAUAUGGAAGUUUGAGAAAGAUUUACCUAAUCGGCCUAAGAAUGUUCAUAUCGUACACUGGGCGCCACAGCAAAGUAUUCUGGCGCAUCCCAAAAUUUUGUUCUUCAUUUCUCAUGGUGGUCUUCUAUCAACGACGGAAGCUGUCCACUUUGCAGUUCCUAUGAUCUGUAUACCUGCUAUGGUGGACCAAUUUGCCAAUGUGAACAGAGCUGUAAGAAAGGGAUUCGCAAUUAAAGUAGACCUUUCUUUUACUAUGGAUAAAGAUUUGGAAAUAGCCAUUCAUACAAUGUUAAGUAACCCCAAAUAUACAGUAAAAGCCAAAGAACUAUCAUUUGUGUACCACCAUAGACCUUUACCGCCUGGUGAUGAGAUCCUGCAUUGGGUGGAUCACGUAGUAACGACGAAUGGUGCGGUACAUCUCAGAUCUCCUGCACUGGACAUGCCCUGGUACCAGAAGUUAUACAUCGACUUACUUGCUGUUGUCCUAGUAUUUUUUACAGCAUUAAUAUUUAUCAUAAAGAGAGUUUGUUUAGUUUUAGUUAAAGGAAAGAAAACUAAAACAAAUUAAAUAAUGACAACUGUAAUACAACAUUGGGAAUUUGUUUCGUUAAAAAAAACCAGGCGUAUACUUAUGUACACGCGUUAGAAGUUAUACUUCUUUGGCGUAACAAGAUAAAAAUCUAUACUACGUAAAAAAAUG